Molecule: messenger RNA, 3588 nt
Organism: Striga asiatica
Lineage: Eukaryota; Viridiplantae; Streptophyta; Magnoliopsida; Lamiales; Orobanchaceae
Source: the annotation of a GenBank genome assembly
AUGAAAGCUGACCAUAAUCUCUUCCACCACACCUUAUUCGCCCUCAUAACACAAACCCUCCUCCUCGUACUCUCUCUCCUCUCCGCCACCGCCGCCGACAAUGUCGCCGCCGCCGACAAUGUCGCCGCCGCCGGCCUCCUCUCGCAGGACUCCCAGCUGCUCAUCUCCUUCAAGAACGCCCUCCACAACCCCGGCGAGCUCAAGGCGUGGCUUCCUACUCUCUCCCCCUGCAAUUUCCCCGGUGUCCUCUGCACAAACUCCAGGGUCUCCUCCGUCGACCUCUCCGACCUCCGCCUCGGAACCGAUUUAGCCACGGUCGCCGGAUUCCUGCUGCCCAUCCAGAAUCUCGAGUCCCUCGUGCUGAGAAACGCAAACAUCUCCGGGCCCAUCUCCUCCGUCGCGAGAUUCACCUGCAGCAGCCUCCUCAACUCGUUAGAUCUGUCCGGCAACGCCGUCUCUGGUACCGUCACCGACAUUCCGGCGUUCGGAAUUUGCUCCGGCCUGGUUUCUCUCAAUCUCUCCAGAAACGCCAUGGACCCCAACAGGGGAGGAGCCCCCAGAGCAGCUGCGACGGCCACCGUGUCCUCUCUUUCCGUACAAACUCUCGAUCUUUCGUACAAUAACGUCUCCGGCGACACCGCCGUCUCUUGGAUUUUGUCCGGCAGGGCCUUCCCCGAGCUCCGGCGCCUCACCCUGAAGGGCAACAAGGUAUCGGGGGCAUUUCCGGAAUUCAACUUCAAGAACCUGGCGCAUUUGGAUCUCUCCCUCAACAACAUCUCCGCCCGCUUCCCGACCUUCGCCGACUGCUCCGCCUUGCAGCACCUUGACCUCUCCUCUAACAAGUUCGCCGGCGGCGUGGGGAACUCGCUCACCAAAUGCAGCGAGCUAUCCUUCCUCAACCUCACCGGCAACCUCCUCACUGGUCUCUUCCCAGGCCUGCCGGCCUCCUCCGCCGGCGGCGGCGGCCUCCGGUCUCUGUACCUCCGGGAGAACGACUUCCAGGGAGUCCUGCCGGAGACCCUAGCCAACUCGUGUGGGACCCUCAUAGAACUCGAUCUGUCCUCCAACAAUUUUACGGGUAUCUUGCCGCAAAGCCUCGCCUCUUGUUCUGCUCUGGAGCUUCUCCAUUUAUCCGCUAACAAUUUCUCCGGCGAGCUGCCGGUGGACAUUUUCUUAAAAAUGACCAACCUGAAGUCUUUGGCCGUCUCUUUCAACAAUUUCGUCGGCAACUUGCCGGAUUCAUUCUCAAAGCUCGUAUCUUUAGAGACAUUAGACAUAAGCUCCAACAAUAUCUCCGGCAACAGCCUUCGUACAUUGUACCUUCAGAACAACAUGUUCAACGGACCAAUUCCCUCCAGCCUAAGCAACUGCUCCAAAUUAGAAUCUCUCGAUCUCAGCUUCAACUACCUCAACAGCACUAUCCCGUCGAGCUUAGGCUCGUUAACCAAGCUACGUGACAUCAUCAUGUGGCUAAACCAACUCCACGGCGAAAUACCGAACGAGUUAAUGCACCUACAGAGCUUAGAGAAUCUAAUUCUCGACUUCAACGACUUAUCAGGCUCCAUUCCCCCCUCCCUCAGCAACUGCUCCAAACUCAACUGGAUUUCGCUCUCCAACAAUCGGUUAACCGGCGAAAUCCCGUCUUCUCUAGGCAAAUUAGCCAAUCUCGCUAUCCUAAAACUCAGUAACAACUCGUUAUCCAGUCAAAUCCCGGCCGAACUGGGUAACUGCAGUAGCCUCAUCUGGUUAGACCUCAACACUAACUCCUUAACCGGAACAAUCCCACCCGCCCUGUUUAAACAGUCAAAUAUAGCUGCCGCUUUCUUAACCGGCAAGAGUUACGUUUACAUCAAGAACGACGGCAGCAAAAAGUGCCACGGGGCAGGUAACCUUCUCGAGUUCGGCGGAAUCCGGCAAGAACAGCUUGGCCGAAUCUCGACUCGCCACCCGUGCAACUUCACCCGAGUCUACCGAGGAAUCACUCAGCCCACAUUCAACCACAACGGCUCCAUGAUCUUCCUCGACCUCUCGCACAACAACUUACAAGGCAGCAUCCCGAAAGAGCUCGGGUCACUGUUCUACUUAUCCGUACUCAAUUUGGGCCACAACGGGCUCUCGGGCCCAAUCCCCCACGAGCUCGGGGGUUUAAAAAGCAUCGCCAUUCUCGAUUUGUCUUACAACAAGCUGAACGGAACUAUUUCGCAGUCGUUGACCAGCCUCACUUUCCUCGCCGACAUUGACCUGUCCAACAACCAGCUGUCGGGUGCUAUACCCGAGGUAGCCCCGUUCGACACCUUCCCGGCUUACCGAUUCGCAAACAAUUCGGGCCUUUGUGGGUACCCUUUGCCUUCUUGCACGUCGAGAUCGGACUUUACCGGGCCCGCGAACCGCCGUCGAGAGGCUUCCCUUGUGGGAAGUGUGGCAAUGGGCCUUCUCUUUUCGCUCUUGUGCGUAUUCGGGCUUAUUCUCGUCGCAGUCGAGGCCCGUAAGAGACGUCAGAAGAAGAAAGAGGUCGCCAUCGAGGCCUACAUUGAGGCCCAUUCGCGCUCGGGCCCACAUAGCGGCGGAUGGAAAAUAAGCGCACGUGAGGCUCUAAGCAUUAACCUCGCCGCGUUCGAGAAGUCUCUCCGGAAGCUGACGUUCGCGGACCUUCUAGAAGCUACGCGCGGUUUUAACGACGAGAGCCUUAUAGGUUCGGGAGGUUUCGGCGACGUGUACAAAGCGGAGCUCAAAGACGGGAGCGUCGUCGCGAUCAAGAAACUAAUCCACGUCAGCGGGCAAGGGGAGCGCGAGUUCAUUGCCGAGAUGGAGACGAUCGGGAAAAUCAAACACAGGAAUUUGGUCCCACUUCUCGGUUAUUGUAAAGUCGGGGAUGAACGACUUCUUGUUUAUGAGUACAUGAAGUAUGGAAGCUUGGAAGAUGUUUUGCGCGCCAAGAAGGAAGUCGGGAUUAAAUUAAACUGGCCAGCGAGGCGGAAAAUCGCGAUUGGGGCAGCCCGGGGAUUGGCUUUUCUCCACCAUAAUUGUAUCCCGCAUAUAAUUCACCGGGACAUGAAAUCGAGCAAUGUGUUACUCGACGAGAAUCUUGAAGCGCGUGUUUCGGAUUUUGGAAUGGCUCGACUUAUGAAUGCGAUGGACACACAUUUGAGUGUGAGUACGUUAGCCGGGACGCCCGGUUAUGUGCCUCCCGAGUAUUAUCAGAGCUUUAGGUGCUCGACGAAAGGGGAUGUUUACAGUUAUGGGGUUGUUUUGCUCGAGUUGCUGACCGGGAGGCAGCCGACUGACUCGGCUGAGUUCGGGGAGAAUAAUAAUUUGGUGGGGUGGGUUAAGGAGCGCGCGAGGGGUCGGGUAAGUGACGUUUUUGACCCUGAGUUGAUGAGGGAGGAUUUGGGUUUGGAGAUGGAGUUGUUGCGGCAUUUGGAAGUGGCGUGCGCGUGUUUGGACGAUCGGGCUUGGAAGAGGCCCACGAUGAUUCAAGUGAUGGCCAUGUUUAAGGAGAUAGAGGCGGGCCAGGGCCCAGGCCCGGGCCCGCUGAUGAUGGAGGGAGGAGGGGUUGAGAUGAGCAUAAAGGAAGGGGAAGGAGAAUGA